AUGGAGGCGUACUGCAAUGCAGUGCGCCGCCUCGAAGACAAAUUCGACGGCCUAGAGCUCAAUCAUGUCACACGCAAGUACAACGAGGACGCCGACGAACUGGCCAAGAUCGCUUCGGGGCGGACCACCGUCCCUCCGAAUAUCUUCGUCCGUGACAUCACCAAGCCCUCUGUUGAAUUCACGGAUCCGACGGAGACGAGCCCCUCGUCCGCCGGGCCCUCCAACGAGAACCCCCCGGCGGACGAGGCCGAGGCCAUGGACAUUGACUUCGGGACCACCUCCGCGGACGAGGCCGAAGCAAUGGAAGUCGACGAGGCCCCCACUUCGCAUGAUUGGCGCGUCCAGUAUCUCGACUGGAUGAUUCGAGGGAUCCUACCCUCGAACCGUGCUCAGGCGCGGCGCCUCGCCAGGAGGGCCAAGUCCUUCGUUCUAAUCGACGACGUGCUAUACAAGCGCAGUCCCUCGGGCGUCAUGCAGCGAUGCAUCCCCGCCCCCGAGGGUAAGGAGCUGAUCCGCGACAUCCACGCCGGCAUCUGCGGCCAUCACGCUGCGCCGCGCACCCUCGUGGGUAACGCGUUUCGGCAAGGUUUCUAUUGGCCCACCGCGGUCGCCGACGCCACUGACAUCGUGCACACCUGCGAGGGUUGCCAGUUCUACGCUCGAAAGAUACACCUCCCGGCCCAUGCUCUGCAGACCAUCCCCAUCACGUGGUCGUUUGCCGUGUGGGGACUGGACCUCUUCACAGGCAAGAAGUUCUUUGCGUUCUGCGACAGUUUCCACAUACGUGUGGACUGGUCGGCUGUGGCGCACCCACAGACGAACGGGCAAGUGGAGCGUGCCAAUGGCAUGAUCCUCCAAGGACUGAAGCCAAGGAUCUUCAACAAGCUGAACAAAUUUGGCCGGAGGUGGCUCACGGAGCUACCCUCGGUCAUUUGGAGCCUGAGGACGACA
This is a messenger RNA of Panicum virgatum (switchgrass), 951 nucleotides long. RefSeq lists its product as uncharacterized. NCBI's taxonomy places the organism in Eukaryota, Viridiplantae, Streptophyta, Magnoliopsida, Poales, Poaceae. The transcript has 2 exons. Gene Ontology annotation, molecular function: nucleic acid binding. The record is from RefSeq and is a predicted model, not a curated record. The annotation marks the transcript as partial.